GUGACGUCGAAUGUUGUUGGCCAUGAUGGCGUCGUCCACAGAGCAGAGUCUCCUGGAUCUUACUGAUAAGGAAACUCGGGAGAAACUGUCCCACUGGGACCGUCGAGCAGAUCCAAUGGCUCCGUUAACGGACAAACAGACGGACUCGAUUCUCGAGAUCCGCGCAGCCGCAGAAGUCUCGCUUCUUCCAGCUGAGCUGCCCAUCGAGGACAUCUGCAGUCUGACGUCUCGUUCUCUGCGCUCGACGUUCACAGCGACUCUGCCCGAGUCCACGGAGGAGGUGCUUCUGCAGGGCUUUCAGAUGCUGGAGCUGCAGAACGACAGGAUCGAGACGGCUCAGCAGUUUUUUUCCUGGUUCUCAAAGCUGCAGGUUCAGAUGGAUCAAGACGAAGCUUCUAAGUACAGGAAGACCCGAGAUGUUCUGAACGGUUAUCAGGAGCAGUGCGACGCCAUACUGAACGACGUGAACACUGCGCUGGAGCAUUUGGAUUCUCUGCAGAAGCAGUACCUCUUUGUGUCCACAAAAACAGGAACGCUUCAUGAGGCCUGUGAACAGCUGCUAAAGGAGCAGUCAGAGCUGGUGGAUCUGGCUGAGAGCAUCCAAGAGAAACUGUCGUACUUUAAUGAACUGGAAAACAUAAACACGAAACUAAACUCCCCGACAUUAUCGGUGAACGGUGAAGGAUUCAUCCCGAUGCUUUCCAAAUUAGACGAAUGCAUAGAAUACGUCUCAUCACAUCCCAAUUUUAAAGACUACCCAGUGUAUCUCACCAAAUUCAAGCAGUGUCUGUCCAAAGCCAUGCACCUGAUCAAGAGCCACACGGUCAGCACCCUGCAGAACCUCACGGCUCAGCUGACCAAACGGGACCCGCUGGGCGCUCCAAAUGCAGACAACGCCUUCACGCUCUAUUAUGUGAAGUUCAGAGCAGCCGCACCCAAAGUUCGGAGGCUGAUUGAACAAGUUGAACAGCGGUCUGACAAAAUCCCAGAGUAUCAGCAGCUGCUGGAUGAGAUUCAUCAGUGUUAUCUGGACCAGAGGGACGUUCUGCUCAGUCCCAGUAUAAACUCCACCAUCACAGAUCUCACCAGCCAGAACAACAAGGAUCACUGCGCUCUGGUGCGCAGCGGCUGUGCGUUCAUGGUCCACGUGUGUCAGGACGAGCAUCAGCUUUACAACGAGUUCUUCUCCAAACCCACGUCCAAACUGGAUGAGCUUUUGGAGAAGCUCUGCGUGUCUCUGUAUGACGUCUUGAGGCCUCUGAUCAUCCAUGUGGUCCAUCUGGAGACGUUGUCUGAGCUCUGUGGGAUCCUGAAGAACGAGAUGCUGGAGGAUCACGUCCAAAACAACGUGGUCCAGCUGGCAGCGUUUGACGCUGUGGUGAAGCAGAUGCUGGAGGACGUGCAGGAGCGUUUGGUCUACAGGACGCACAUCUACAUCCAGACGGACAUCAUCGGAUACAAGCCUGCUCCGGGAGACCUGGCCUACCCCGACAAACUUGAGAUGAUGGAGAAAAUCGCUCAGAGUCUGAAAGAGGAGCAGAUGAAGUUGACCUCGAACAACUCUUUCUCUGACGUGCAGCUGGAGGAGUCUGAUAAUAAGAAGCUCAUGAGCUCUGAUUCGCGCUUACAGAGCACAGUUUCUCCAGCAGAUCUUCACGGCAUGUGGUAUCCCACCGUCAGACGGACGCUCGUGUGUCUCUCCAAACUCUACCGCUGCAUAGACAGGGCGGUGUUUCAGGGUCUGUCACAGGAAGCUCUGUCUGCCUGCAUCCAGUCUCUCCUCAAAGCCUCUGAUGUCAUUCAGAAGAACAAGACUCAAAUAGACGGGCAGCUCUUCCUUAUCAAACAUCUCCUUAUCAUGCGCGAGCAGAUCGCUCCGUUCCACGCCGACUUCGCCAUUAAGGAGAUCUCUCUGGAUCUGAAGAAAACCAGAGAUGCCGCUUUCAAAAUCCUCAACCCCAAGGCUGUGCCCAAUUUCUUCCGCCUGAACAGCCAUAACGCCAUCCUUGAGUUUCUACUGGAGGGUACGCCGGAGAUAAAAGAGCACUACAUCGACUCCAAGAAAGACGUGGAUCGGCACCUGAAGUCCAGCUGCGAGCAGUUCAUACAGCAGCAGACGCACAUGUUUGUGGGAAACCUGGAGGAUUUUCUCACCAAGGUAGGAGCUUUAAAAACGAUGGCUGUUCAAGGAGGACCGACGUACAAUCUUUCGCAGCAACCCUGGGCUCAGCCACCCAAAAUUAAUGACAUAGUGAUGGCCACCUAUCGCAUCCUGAAAAACAAGCUGCCCGGGACGUUACAGAGCAUGUCUUUAUAUCUGGCCAAUAAAGACACAGAGUUCAUCCUGUUCAAGCCCGUCAGGAACAACAUCCAGCAGGUUUUCCAGAGACUGCAUGCGUUUCUGCAGGAGGAGUACAGCGGUGAAGAUCUCCAGAUCAUCGCAUGUCCAUCCAUGGAACAGAUCAAUCUGCUGCUGUCUGUGAAAUAACACUGAACUGAAAGUGAAUAAAGUUCUUCCAUCCUCAGACAACAUCAGCAUUGGGAAAAGAGUUCCCUACGAAGGCUUUAUCCCAAACCUUCCAGAAGAUUCUGGAAAUGAACUCGUCUUUAUAUCUAAAGACAGUACGCGACCCAUUCUGAGCCCUGAACACACUAAAGACGCUCCGCUGCAGGUGCUGGAUCCGGUUCUUCUGUUUAGCAUUGAUACGAAAUCAAUUUGUACAGAUAGAAAUUACACGAGGACGGGAAACUGCAUCUGUGUGGUGGGGUGGAUAUCGGUCUGUAUGUACAUACAUUAUCCAGUAGGGGGCGCUGUGUGUUUAAAGCCGAUUUCUCAAGGGUGAAAGAGCAGAACUAGAUGGAUAUGAGGGCAAAUAACUGUAAAGGUGAAGGAAAUGAUGUGCAUAACAUAUUUAUUAUUUUUAAAGAAAUGUUUCAGUGAGAAACGUGAAUUGUGUUAUUUAGUCACGCUCAUGUCAUUUAAAGGGACAUUUCACCCAAAAUGACCAUUUUUGCCAUUAUUUACACAUUUAAACAUCAUUUAAUGUCAUUCCAAAGCUGUUUGCAAAAACUGAGCACAAAAGAAGAUAUUGUGAUCACCAAAUCACUUUCAGCUCCCAUUGACUUCCAUUAUAGUUUUUGGCCACACAGUGGAAGUCAGUGCUAUGGAAGCCUGUUUCUGCCAUUAAAAUAAAAAAUAAAGGAAAAAGUUUAAAAAAGAUCUCACAAUUCUGACUUUUUUUCUCAGAAUUGUGAGAUAUAAACUUGCAAUUCUGAGAAAUAGUCACAAUUGCAUGAUAUAAACUCACAAUUGCAAGUUAUAAAGUCAGAAUUGUGUGAUAUAAAGUGAUAAUUUUGAGAAAUAAAGACAGAUUUGUGUGAUAUAAACUGGCAAUUGUGAGUUAAGUCAAAAUUCUGAGAUAUAAAGUUGUAAUUUUAAGAAAUAAAGUAAAAAUUCUGAGACAUUAAGUCUUAAUUUUGAGAAAUAAAGCCAGAAUUGUGUGAUAUAAACUGGCAAUUGCGAGUUAAGUCAGAAUUCUGAGAUAUAAAGUUGUAAUUUUGAGAUAUAAAGUUAUAAUUGUGAAAAAUAAAGUAAGAAUUGUGAGAUAUCAAGUCAAAAUUCUGAGAUAUAAACUGACAAUUGCGAGUUAAAGAAGUCCACUUCCAAAACAAAGAUUCACAUAUAAUGUACUCACCCCCUUGUCAUCCAAGAUGUUCAUGUCUUUCUUUCUUCAGUCGUAAAGAAAUUAUGUUUUUUGAGGAAAACAUUUCUGCAUUUUUUUUCCAUAUAAUGGACUGAUAUGGUGCCCCGAUUUUGAACUUCCAAAAUGCAGUUUAAAUGCGGCUUCAAACAAUCACAAUGCAGUUGUAAACAAUCCCAGCCGAGAAAUAAGGAUCUUAUCCAGUGAAACGAUCUGUUAUAUUAAUAAAAAUAAUACAAUUCAUAUACUUUUUAAUGCGAAACGCUCAUCUUGUCUUACUCUGCCUGAACUGUUUUUGUUCUGGCUCAUGUCAGUUAGUGUAUGUUGAAAAACUCCCAUCUCAUGUUCUCCCUCAACUUCAAAAUCGUCCUAUAUCACUGUUUUACCUUUUUUGUUAAGGGUGUUUGAUCUUCUUUGCAUGUUCACUUUGCAAAGACUGUGUCAGUACUUCUGCAGCGAUGUAGGAUGAUUUAGAAAUUAUUUUUGAAGUACACAGAGUUCAGGAAGAGUAAGACAAGAUGAGCAUUUAAAUUAAAAAAGUAUUUAAAUUUGUAUUUUUUUUAUGAAAAUAACCAAUCGUUUCGCUAGAUAAGACCCUUCUUCCUCGG
Molecule: messenger RNA, 4309 nt
Organism: Labeo rohita (rohu)
Lineage: Eukaryota; Metazoa; Chordata; Actinopteri; Cypriniformes; Cyprinidae
Gene: cog3
Product: component of oligomeric golgi complex 3
Exons: 23
Coding region: 11-2488 (825 amino acids)
Biological process (GO): intra-Golgi vesicle-mediated transport; intracellular protein transport; Golgi organization
Cellular component (GO): membrane; COG complex; cis-Golgi network
Source: RefSeq, a predicted model, not a curated record